Messenger RNA from Amoebophrya sp. A120, 487 nucleotides. The record is from the annotation of a GenBank genome assembly. NCBI's taxonomy places the organism in Eukaryota, Dinophyceae, Syndiniales, Amoebophryaceae.
GGCGGCACCGGGGGGAGGAAUUCGCGGCCGAAUUCACCAAGUGGAUCCGCAAAAAGAUCGCCAAAACCGGCAAGGUCGGGGAUGACUUCACGAAUUUGCCGACGGCGGGGCAGGUGGAUCACAAGGCGAAGAGCGGGAAAACGCGCCAGAUACUGGGGGGCGGGCCCCAAGCGAAUGAGCCCGGAGAGAGCCGGCGGGCGGUUUUGUUUUCGCAGCAAACUACUGCCGCGCGGCCGGGCUGCUCGGAUCGAUGUACCGCCGACGGCCUCCGGCUUGGCGGGCGCUUUCACCGCCCUGCCCCGAAACCGCUGCGAAGGCCGCGGGGCCGCUACCUAGGCAUCCGGUAGGCGCCCCGAUGGGCCGCGGCCGAGCAAACAGCCCCGCGGCCGGGGGUUCGGCUAGUCUGUCUGUCCGGCCCGCGCACGCUGCCCCCCGGCCUACAGGGGGCGGCGCCCCAUUGCCCCCGCGCCCCGCGGCGCAUUGUGUG